AUGGAUAAAUCACUCAUCAAGGCCAAGUUCGACAGCCUUGUCCAAGCAGGGCUGGUAUUUUACGACCAAGAACAAAGGCUCAUCGAAUAUUUGGAUGGAGGAUUGAAAUUUCAGUUCCUUCUCACUUCGGCUUUGGCAAGGAAACCGACCAUUCAAACAGCUGGAGCCCAGACGCAACAGGAUAUCGAACUAUCCCAGCAGAAGCGAGAGGGGAGUGACAUCAACACAGCGGGUUAUGAGAUAUGCGACGUUGGAAGAACGCAUGUCCUGGUGGCCAACAAAUUUUGCUUCGCCAACCCUCAUUUGAUGCUUCUGACUUCAGACGGCCACCAAAGGCAAUACGAACCUUUGAAUAGGGGCGAUCUAACAGCAGCAUGGAGUGUUUUGACUACAUUGGGCGACGAUUAUGUUACCUUUUUCAAUUGUGGACGAGAUGGAGGAUGUAGUCGAUUGCAUAAGCAUAUGCAGCUGAUCCCAAAGCCGAAAGAUAGCUUUGCAUCUUUUCUCGAUGCUGAUGGUACAAAAGAGCCUAAUGUUCCCUUUCAAUGGUUCUACCAACACUUCGGACACUCUAAACCCGACAUGGACGAUUUGGUCACUGUUUACAGCGACCUUCUGAAGCAAGCCACCAAAGUUGGCGAAGGGCGAUCUGAGCAUACUGAUAGCUCACCUCCUGGUGCUGCAGUUCCGCACAAUUUUUUGCUUACGCAGAGGUGGAUGGUUGUACUUCCAAGACGACGAGCGGCUGUUAAUAAGGAAGCUGGAGCGAAUGCUAUUGGAAUGAUGGGCGUUGUUGCUGUUGCAACACAAAGCGAGAUUGAUGGCUGGAUCAGACUUGGAUCAGCUGCCGCUCUUACAGAGCUUGGCGUGCCAAAAUAG
Fusarium oxysporum Fo47 is the source of this 879-nucleotide messenger RNA. Its product is annotated as ATP adenylyltransferase-domain-containing protein. Lineage: Eukaryota; Fungi; Ascomycota; Sordariomycetes; Hypocreales; Nectriaceae. The coding region runs from base 1 to 879 and encodes 292 amino acids. Gene Ontology annotation, molecular function: ATP:ADP adenylyltransferase activity; ATP binding. The transcript has 2 exons. Gene Ontology annotation, biological process: nucleotide metabolic process. The record is from RefSeq and is a predicted model, not a curated record.